UUCCAUUCAUUGAUUGAUUCAAUCAUUCAUCCGGAGCGAGUUGUGAGGAGAAUGAAGAGAGAGGGUCGCCAACACGGUCUGGUCCGAACCUGCCCCGUCAUCGUCCUCCCCCCCUCCGAUUCCCUUUUGAACCACCCAAGGCCGCCGCCGCGCCCUAAACACAUUUACUCCUCCUGCACCGCCGGCCCCUUCGCCAGGGUCUCCUCCAAGCCUACCAACCACUCCAAGUUCACAGGAAAGUGCGGCCGUGCCCAAUGUCCCGACUGUCAAAAGGUCGGAUCUGCCGCCGGCAAAGCAAAAGGCAAUAAGAAGGCGGCGGCCGCCAAGGGGACGCUGAAACAGAGGACCGCAGAUGCUGCUGCUGACAAUAAAUCGAUCGCGUGGCGGGUGGAUGCUGCUCCUAGUAAUAAUUACAGGUCCCGUCACGACGACGUUCCUGGUCUCUCGGCCACCGGAAUAUUGGGCUAUCUGGCUGGCCUCGACUACACCGACGAUCUUGAUGAUGAAGAAUAACUAACUCGUUGAAUUGGGGCCGUGAA
Molecule: messenger RNA, 539 nt
Organism: Cuscuta campestris
Lineage: Eukaryota; Viridiplantae; Streptophyta; Magnoliopsida; Solanales; Convolvulaceae
Source: the annotation of a GenBank genome assembly